AUGCCAGAUUGGAAGGCUAUCCAGCAACAGAACGACAGGUUUGAAGCCCUGCAGAGAGACCUACCAGCCUCUGCCUCAUUGCAGGAGAUGGAAAAGAAAUAUCUAAAUUCUGAGCGUUGUGUUCAGAACCUAAUGGCUGCCUUGGAGGAGAAGGAAAGAGAAACAACAGCUUUUGCCAAGAAACUGCAGGACCAGGUGUUGAAAAAUUUGGAGACAGUGAAACAACUGCAAGAAGAGAUGCAACGCCUUGGAUUUGAAAAGACCUGUUUGGAAGCAACUGUCCAACAACAAAGCAGCAGGAUUGAAGCCCUGCAGAGAGAGCGUCAAGCCACUACCUCAGCACAGGCAGCCUCCCAGGAGAGACUGGAACACAUCAAAGCAAGUCAUCAUGCUUCUCGGAGAAACCAGCUAAAAGACAGAAUUGGACAUCCUGAAUGUGAAUUGGACAAGAUAAAAAAGACUCCACAAGACAGUACUUUCCCAAAAGAAUGUGCACAGGCAGAAGUGGAAGAGGACAAGGAGCUGUAUCCGGAGGAAGUGAAAACUAGACGAUGCCUAGCAAAGAAAGUGGAAAGAGCUAAAGAGAGCCUUGAUAAAGCCAAUGCUAAGCACCUCUGGAAGCGCCUUAAAAAGCAAUCGUCAGUCACAGGCAGCACUGUCAGAGGAGGUCUGGCUGCAGCUCCAGUUCUGCGUUCAAGUGCACUGGGACAUCUUGGCAACCGUUCAGGACUGGACAGUAGUGUGAGUGCAGGAGACAGCUUGCAAAGGCAACGUAAGAAGUGCUUGUCAUCAAGAAGGAGGCUUGUAGCCUCUGUGGCCAAGGUACAGCUGGAACAGGAGGAAAAACUCUCUAAGAAAAUGGAAAAAGCCACUGAUGAACUUGAAACUGGAUUUGCUCGACUUUCAAAGAAGUUUCAUUUGCCCCAGGAUCGCCUUUCCAGAGCAAAAAAAUAUUAGUUCUGCCUCACAGUCUUUUCCUGACCCAGUCUCUCUCUUCUGCCCGAGUCUUCGGUUCUUCCCUCCCCACCACGUGCAAUGACUUCGCCGGUGUCACCGGUCUCCAUCUCCUUUGUAACCCAAGAGGUCGGCAAUUCCAGGCUCCAGCCGUGUCUCUCGGAGUCUGUUCACAGGACUAGCGUCACCCAUCUUCGCGCCCUUGGAUAUCCCGAAGGUUGGCACUUCACGGCCUCUUGCCUCGGGCUCCCACCCAACGCUUACCCUGCAGCAGUCGGCAGCUCGCGAGCCCAGCUGCCUGGGCCAGACGUGUUCCUCAGCAUCUGAUCAGGCACGUAACUAGA
Oenanthe melanoleuca is the source of this 1298-nucleotide messenger RNA. RefSeq lists its product as uncharacterized. NCBI's taxonomy places the organism in Eukaryota, Metazoa, Chordata, Aves, Passeriformes, Muscicapidae. The record is from RefSeq and is a predicted model, not a curated record. The transcript is spliced from 7 exons. The coding region runs from base 1 to 957 and encodes 318 amino acids.